Erythranthe guttata (spotted monkey flower) is the source of this 2541-nucleotide messenger RNA. Its product is annotated as two-component response regulator-like APRR5. Gene Ontology annotation, molecular function: protein binding. Lineage: Eukaryota; Viridiplantae; Streptophyta; Magnoliopsida; Lamiales; Phrymaceae. Gene Ontology annotation, biological process: cytokinin-activated signaling pathway; phosphorelay signal transduction system. The record is from RefSeq and is a predicted model, not a curated record.
CAAAGUGAAAUGGGGCAAAAUAUUUCAAUGGUGGAAAUUAAUACUAGAAAGGCAAAAUGUGGCAAUGAAUAUGAGCCAUCAGAUGUGAGUCAGUUAACGAUCAACCAGUAAAGAAGGCCACGAUAGGAUGAUCGAUAUACACUACAUGGGGUCUCCAUUUUCAGAUAUUUUGGAUUGAAAAAAAAAAAACAAAUCAAAAGCAGAGGCGAAAGCUUUUUCUGGAAGAAAAAGAAAGAACUUGUCGACUGAAUUUCUAGAAAUUUCAACCGCUGCAGUGAUUAUUGUGUAUGCUCCUUCGCUGAAAACAGACGAGAUCUUCAGAGAAAAAAAAUGGGAGAAGUUGCGGUGAGCAGUGGAGGUGGAAUGGAAUUGGAGGUGGUAGGAGAAGCUGCGGCGGCGGCGGCGGCGGAUACUUCUUCUACGGUGAGGUGGGAGAGGUUUCUUCCGAAAAUGGCGGUGAGAGUGUUGUUAGUUGAAGCUGAUGAUUCCACUAGGCAGAUUAUCACCGCUCUUCUCAGAAAAUGCAGCUACAGAGUUGCUGCUGUUUCUGAUGGCUUGAAAGCAUGGGAGUUACUGAAAGGAAGACCACAUAACAUAGACCUUAUCUUGACCGAAGUCGAGCUGCCGUCGAUUUCUGGAUACGCACUUCUCACUUUAAUUAUGGAGCACCAAGUCUGCAAAAACAUUCCAGUUAUAAUGAUGUCAUCAAACGACUCGGUUAGCACAGUUUACAAAUGCAUGCUGAGAGGCGCAACCGAUUUCCUUGUCAAGCCCGUCCGAAAAAAUGAGCUCAGGAACUUGUGGCAGCAUGUCUGGAGAAAACAAGCUUCGAACACUGCUGCUGGACCUGGACCUCCAGAAGAGAGUGUACCUCAACAGAAGGAUGAAGCCACCGCCGAGAACAAUGCUAUUAGUAACCAAUCAAGUGGUUACAUGUCACAAAUUCCUAGAGAGAGAGAGUGCAUCGAGAAAGGAAGCGAUGAUCAGAGCUCGUGCACAAAACCAGAGAUGGAGACUGAAGGAGACGAUAACGAGAAUACGUGUCGCAAAAGCAGCGGGUAUCUCUCGGACGACGUUAAAAUUCUUACACGAGAAGAAUGUAAUAUAAAAAGUAGAAAACGACGAGGGGAUGAUAAUGAGACUAGAGAAUUGCUAACUGAUUACGCAAUAACACGAGAAGACAAUGGUUUGGGACAAGUUAAUGGCAACGGUCGAAAUUUUGAAAAUGAUCAUGACCUUGAGAAUUCUUCAAGAGAGGCCAUUGACUUAAUUGGAGCUUUUGAUAAUCACCUCAAAGGCAAUUUCGGAAGCUCCGCCUCGAACUUUACGACAAACAAGUUUGACAAUUUACCUUUGUUGGACCUAACUUUGAGAAGAUCCCAUCCCUUUGAUAAAAGGCCCAAGUUAAACCACUCCGAUGUAUCAGCCUUCUCUCGGUACAUACACAAGCCAUCGGAGCUCUAUCUAUCUUCGUCCAUCUGUAACAAACAAAAAGACAAUGAAACCAAUUCCGAAAAACAUGUAUCGAAUAUCAACCCUGAUUGUAAUUCCGAUACACGUGAUCCCGCAAUAAUAAUCACUCAGAAAAAUGUUUCUAUGCCGACAAUUCAAACAGGACAGCCUGAAAUUACAUUGUCUCACUCUCAAAACAGAGAAAUAUCUCAUCCAAUUCCAGUUAGAGGUGUAAGAUAUGAUGAAGAUUCGAAUAAUGCCGCUGGUUCAUUGAUGCCUUCGUCACGUCGUGCGCAAUCAAGUACACCCCACCAUUCAGAAUCUUCUCCACAAUUGAAUGUCGGUAAUUCCAUUGAUCAGACAGACGAUAAACAGUUAAAGAAAUUGGAAAACAUAUCGGAUCGGGAGCAAGUUUCGCCUGGAAAUGACCAGAGUGGCAAUAGCAGUUACUGUAAUAACAAUACAAGUUAUCAUCAGAAUUCAGUUUCUGAAGGCAAUGGCAAUGAAAUUUCCCGUUCAGUAAUAAAGUCCACCCCAUCAGAAUUUUGUAACGAAGAAAGCUACCAUGGUCACGAUGGGGCCUCUCAUCGAGCCAUGCUAAGAGAAGCCGCCUUAACAAAAUUCAGAAUGAAAAGAAAGGAUAGAUGCUUCGAAAAGAAGGUGAGAUACGAAAGCAGAAAAAAACUGGCCGAGCAGCGUCCACGUGUCAAAGGACAGUUUGUUCGUCAAAUGCCUAACGAAUUUCAAACCGGAAACUCAUUAGCUAGUUAGCUACAACUCCAAAUCCACCGGAGAAUAUUUGACAAAUUCUCUAUCCUCUUUAUUUUUUUUAGACUGAUCAUCGGUUAAGAGUUUUGGGUCCCCUGUAUUCUUUAACUUCAUAUAACUAAUAGAGAAUAGAGGUACAUGUUAGUUAAAUGAUUCCAAUAUGUAUUCUUUCGUUUUUAAGCCGGCUUGUUUUAGGGUUCUGUAAAUGUAGGCAGGGAGGCCUUGCUAUAGAAGUGUGUAGUUUGUAACUCAUACAUAAGUAAAGUUGCUGCUGCUUGUCAAUAUUUUUUAUAUUUGAUGUAAUCAAAUCAAGUUUCUUUA